Perca fluviatilis (European perch) is the source of this 2644-nucleotide messenger RNA. RefSeq names its product zinc finger protein 79-like. The coding region runs from base 280 to 2343 and encodes 687 amino acids. The transcript is spliced from 3 exons. Gene Ontology annotation, molecular function: DNA binding. The record is from RefSeq and is a predicted model, not a curated record. NCBI's taxonomy places the organism in Eukaryota, Metazoa, Chordata, Actinopteri, Perciformes, Percidae.
GUUACAUUUGAGCAAUAUGGCUACAAACGUGAGUAGAAACAGUAUGGUCGCUUUUGUGUGUUUGUGAGCUCCAGCAGAGCCUCUAUAGUCCGGAUAAUCCUGUCUGAACGGACUUUGUGCUGUUCAUCUUUUUCUGAAUGUUUACCUGUCACUCAUCUCCCGGGAGCCACGGAGCCUUUGAAGUUAGCUUAGCACGCUAGUAGCUUAGCAUCGGUGCAAACAAAGCGCUAGACGCAAAGAGAGUUUGCGUGUAGAAAAGGUUUCUGUGAUAGUGUGAAAAUGUCUAAAGUCCGGAUGCUGAGAGCGUUGGUGAAGCAGCGACUAACCGCGGCUGCUGAAGAGAUAUUUGGGCUGUUUGAAGCAACGAUAGCAGAGUACGAGGAGGAACUCUGUCGUUCAAAAGAGGAGAACGAGAGACAACGGGAGCGAAUGGACGCUGUUUUCAUCGCAACAGGACAGCGGCUGUAUUCGGAUCUUUACGUGGCUCCCUCUAAGGAGGUGAAGGCGGUUGCAGGAGGCGGAGGUGAUGGAGGAGCCCGGCUGCGGAGCUGCAGCGACGGCAGCAGAUACAGCAGGAGACUCAACAACUCGGGCAGAACAAGUGUUGUUUGGCAGUACUUCAAGUCAAAAGAAGGCGAUUCAAGUCGAGCUACAUGUUCAAUUUGCAAUGCCGAUUUUUCUCGCGGUGGCAAGGACCCUAAACAACACACCACAUCGCCGCUGUUAAGACAUUUGCGUAUAAAACAUCCAAAAGAAUACGAGUUGUUCAUGAAGGACUCUACAGACACCAGCCAAAAUGCAGCAACUUCAGUGCUUCCUGCAGACGUCGAGCGGGUGUUGGUGGAUAAACAAGAGGUUCCCCCUGAGCAGCAGGAGUGGAGCUCCAGUGUGGACCAGGAGGACACAAAGCACCCCCCACACAUUAAAGAGGAACAGGAGGAACUGUGGAGCAGUCAGGAGGGAGAGCAGCUUCAAGGGCUGGGGGAGGCUGAUAUCAAGGUCCUGUUCACUCCUGUCCCUGUGAAGAGUGAAGAAGAUGAUGGAGAGGAAGCUCAGUCCUCACAGCUUCAUCAAAGACAAACUGAACACAUGGAAACAGAAGCUGAUGGAGAGGACUGUGGAGGAGCAGAACCAGACAGGAACGCACAUCCAGACUAUAUUUUACAACCGGCUGCUCACGACCAGGCUUUGCACUCUAAACAUGAGGCUGCUGAUAAAAGUGGAGAUUGGGACGAGACCGAGGAACGUCAGCCAGGUUUAAACCCUCUGCAAAAUGGGGACGUUGCUGUCAGGGAUUCCAGAUGCAGUGCUGCUAAGAAAAAAUUUAGCUGCUCUGAGUGUGGGAAAAGAUUUAGCAAAAAGAAACAUCUGGAGGAUCACAUUAGAAUCCACACAGGAGAGAAACCAUUCAGUUGCUCAGUCUGUAAGAGUUCUUUCAAACAGAGUGGAGGUUUACAUGCACACAUGAAAAUCCACACAGGAGAGAAAACAAUCAGUUGCUCAGUCUGCAAGAAAUGUUUUAAACGGAGGGAAAGUUUGAAGACACACAUGAUAAUCCACACAAGAGAAAAAAAAUUCAGCUGCUCAGUCUGUAAGAAAUGUUUUAAACGGAGGGAAAGUUUGACGGCACACGUGAGAAUCCACACAGGAGAAAAACCUUUGUUUUGUUGUUCACUUUGUGAUAAAGGAUAUAUGUGCAGGUCAAGUCUUAAGUCGCACAUGAUAACUCACACAGGAGAAACGCCAUUCAGUUGCUCAGUCUGUGAGAAAUCUUUUGCAUGGAGUGGACUUUUACAGAGACACAUGCAAAUCCACACAGAAGAUCCCCCUUUCAGCUGCUCGGAGUGUGGUAAAGGAUUUUUCUGCAAGUCAAAUAUGAAGAAACACAUGAGGACUCAUACAGGAGAAAAACCUUUUAGUUGUUCAGUCUGUAAGAAAUGUUUUACACAGAAUGGAAGUCUGAAGACCCACAUGAAAAUCCACACAAGAGAGAGAGAAAAACCUUUCGCUUGUUCAGUCUGUGAAAAGUUUUAUUCAAACAAGAGAUAUUUACGCACGCACAUGAGAAUUCACACAGGAGAGAAACCUUACAGCUGCUCGGAGUGUGAUGAAAGAUUCUCUUACAGGGAAGCCCUAGUUCGUCACAUGAGAACCCACACAGAGGAAACCCCUGCAGCUGAAGGAGGGGACUGUGGCGGACCAGAACCAGCCAGGAACUCAGAUCCAGAUGGACUCGAAGGACCAGAUACUGAGGACGAGACUGGAGACUCGUCCAGGGUUGCCACGACCAUGGAAAACCUAGCCUGGAUGCCAGCCGAACUUAGCCCCGCCCACAACAUUUGAGGUUGGGAAGUUCAGGUCUAGACGUGAUCCGUUGUGGAGCAACUAUGCUCUAACCAGAGCUGUUUGGACCAAUCAAAUUGUCAGGGCGGGCUUUAUACGACAAUGGACAAAUGAUCAACAGUAACGGAAUCAACCACGUCACCAAAGAGCGCUUGGAUUGAAUUCGUUUACAACAUGACACGGAAAAUACCGCCUCUGUAUUUGCUCUGUCGAAGCCUGCCUUUGACUUACAGCUUCUGUGACGUCUGUCUCCGUUGCUCUGAUUGGUUGUAGGUCUAUCCGUUGCUCUGAUAGGUUGUAG